AUGGCUAAGAACGAAAAAAUUGGAGUAAUUGGAAGUGGGCUGAUAGGUCGCAGUUGGGCGAUGUUAUUUGCUAGUGUCGGAUAUCAAGUGACUAUUUAUGAUAUUCUUCAGGAACAAAUUAGUAAUGCACUUACUGACAUUGAACAGCAGCUAAAAAAACUUGAAUCUGAGGGAUUACUUCGUGGCAAUCUGACUGCAAAACAGCAGUUCGAGUUGAUAAAAGGUUCAUCAAGUCUGCCUGAAAUCGUUAAAGGAGCUAAGCUCAUUCAAGAAUGUAUUCCAGAGAAGUUAGAUUUAAAAAAAAAAUUGUAUGGGGAGUUGGACAAACUUGUAGAUGAUAAAACAAUUUUAUCUUCAUCUACUUCUACAUUCAAGCCAUCGUUGUUCAGCGAAAAUCUUAAACAUCGUGAUCAAGUUAUUGUAUCACAUCCUGUGAAUCCACCGUAUUAUGUGCCACUUAUUGAGAUAGUACCGAGUCCAUGGACUCGUCCUGAUAUUCCUGAAAAAACUAAAGCAAUUAUGACUGAAAUAGGUCAAUCACCGGUUGUAUUUACCCGAGAAAUUGAUGGAUUUGCGUUAAAUAGAAUACAAUAUGCUAUUCUAAAUGAAGCGUGGAGACUAGUGACCGACGGUGUCAUUAGUGUCAAGGACAUUGAUAUAGUUAUGAGCGAAGGCUUAGGAAUGCGUUAUGCAUUUCUUGGUGCAUUUGAAGCAGCUCAUCUCAAUGCGGAAGGUAUGAAAAAGUACUGUGAAACUUAUAACAAAUCAAUUUAUGAUGUGAGUCAAACAUUCGGACCAACACCGAAAUUUGUCGGAGCUGCUGCUGAAAAUAUUUCAAAACAGUUGGAAGAGAUUUGUCCACUUGAUAAAUUACAAGAACGCCGAGCAUGGAGAGAUUUAGCUCUCACAAAACUAUCAAUUUUAAAAAAAGAACUUGAAAAGAUCAAGUAA
Molecule: messenger RNA, 951 nt
Organism: Cotesia congregata
Lineage: Eukaryota; Metazoa; Arthropoda; Insecta; Hymenoptera; Braconidae
Source: the annotation of a GenBank genome assembly